AUGGCUAAAGUGCAAUUUAAACUACGAACACAACUUUCCUUUCUAUUUUUAGUAGGGAUGUUCAUAUUAUUCCCUAUAACAUCUUCCUUUGCAUUCAACUUUAGAGCCAUAAAUAGUACCAUCAAAUGCAUAGACAAGGAGAGAAAGGCUCUACUUCAAAACUGUCACAACAUUCCAGAUUUGCAAAGUAAUCCUUUUUACUUAGAUUGCUGUAAUUGGCGUGGUGUCCAUUGCAACGCCUUCACUGGUCGAAUAUACCGACUUGAUUAUCCUUCAGUUCUAGCCUUUCUUAGUAAUUUUAUCUGUAGAGACACUGGCUUUCAUUUUGGUCCUUCUCUUCUUGCUUUAGAGGAUUUGUUGUACUUGUACUUCAACUUUGAUGACCCUUAUUUCUCUGAUUCCCUUAGUAUUCCCUCAUCUAUCCCAAGUUUUAUAGGGUCCUUUCCCAAAUUAAGGUACCUUAAGUUUUCAGAUUCUUGGUUUACUGGAGCACUACCUCCUCAACUUGGCAACCUGACAAGUUUGCAGUCUUUGGAGAUACACCAAUAUUUUGGCGAGGGUAUGCUGCGUUCUAGAAGCCUCGAUUGGCUUUCGCAUCUUACUUCAUUGAAGAAACUUGUUCUUGAUGGUAUCGAUCUCAGUGAAGCCCGAGACUUGAUUCAUGUUGUUAGUAAUCUCCCUUCUUUGAUCCUCUUGGAUUUGCAUAAUUCUCGUCUUGCAUAUGUUCUUCCUCCGAAUCUUUCAAGUGUUAAUUCCUCAAAGUCUCUUGCUUUUGUUGAUUUGUCUUACACCUUCCUUAAGUCCUCUUUGAUAUGGACUUGGCUUUCUAAUCAUAGUUCCUCCCUUGUUGAGUUGUACCUCAAUGCCAACGAACUAACAGGAUUAAUUCCAUAUAGUUUAACGAACAUGACUUCUCUUACGCGUCUUGAUCUGUCUUCUAAUCAGCUGGAAGGCGAAAUUCAAGACUCUAUUCGAGGUUUAUGUCGAAUACAAAGCUUGGAUCUUUCUCAAAAUAAUCUCAUGGGAGAUAUUACUAGUGUCUUUCGUUCUCUAUCGUGUGCAGAGGAGUCCUUGACAAACCUUGCUUUUGGAAAUAACAAUUUUACUGGAUCACUGCCUGAUAUCACUUCAUUUUCCUCCUUGAAAAAAUUAUCUCUUCAGAGGAACAACUUAGACGGUUCGUUGCCCCUUAAUUUUGCAAACCCGUCGAGUCUAAGAAUCCUAAACUUGCAACACAAUCAACUUACAGGGUCUAUUCCUGAUCUUUCUUCAUUUGGAUCAUUGAAGAAAAUGCAUCUUAAAAACAAUCAAUUAAAUGGCUCUGUACAUAUAAGCUUAGGACAACUUUCAAAUCUUCAUACAUUGGAUAUUUCUUCCAACUCUCUAAAAGGUAAUAUCUUGGCAGGCCAUUUUGUAAAUCUCUUGAGUUUGCGUUACUUAGACAUGUCUUUUAACUCUUUCACCUUUAAUCUCGACUCUGAUUGGGUUCCACCUUUUAGGCUGCAGACUAUAGGACUUGCUUCUUGUAAGUUAGGCCCUCGUUUCCCAAAAUGGCUUCGAACACAAAGAGACUAUUCGAGAUUAGAUGUGUCUAAUACCGGGAUCUCAGACACAAUCCCUUAUUGGUUUUGGAACCUUUCUUCAACAGCUACUUUCAUAGGUAUGUCUCAUAAUGGACUUCAUGGCAUCCUACCCAAUUCGUCAAUUGGAUUUUCUGAGAACCCUGCUAUAGAUUUGAGUUCCAAUCAUCUUAAGGGCACAAUACCUACUUUCUUUGCAAAUACCAUAUACUUGAAUCUUUCGCGAAAUAGUUUCUCAGGUAGUAUAUCUUUCUUGUGUCAUAGUGCUGCAACUGCAUUUGGGGACAUUAUCCUCGAUCUUUCACACAACUUCUUAUCCGGUAAACUCCCAGAUUGCUGGACCAAACAUUUUACAUCUGUUCUCGAUCUAUCGAGCAAUAAUUUCUCUGGGAAUUUUCCUAGCUCUUUCGGUUCUUUGAAUAGUUUGAGAUUUUUGCACUUGAAAGAUAAUAAGUUCUCUGGGAAGCUACCCUUGUCCUUCUCAACCCUUACACGGCUGACAUCCUUAGACCUCGGAGACAAUUCUUUUAAUGGAGAAAUACCGACAUGGAUAGGGCAUAAGCUACCCCAUUUGACGGUUUUGAGUCUUCGAAACAAUUUCUUCUUUGGAAGACUUCCAUUACAACUUUGUAAACUAUCUUCAAUUCAAAUUCUUGAUGUGUCUAUGAAUAACAUCAAUGGGACUAUACCACAUUGCUUGUAUAAUCUUACUGCAAUGACACAGAGAAAAACUAGUCCUAUGAUCACUUACGGAGGCAAUGGCUCAUUUUCAAGCAUCAAUCCUCUAUACCAAGAUUACAUGUCCCUUGCAUUGAAAGGUUUUACGUACGAGUAUAAAGAACAUUUGGAACUAGUAAAAAGCAUUGAUCUUUCUAGCAACAGGCUAAAUGGGCCUAUUCCAGCUGAAAUUUCAUGUCUUAAUGGAUUGGUUUCUCUAAAUCUUUCAAGAAACAAUCUGAACGGGUCUAUCACACCGAAAAUAAGCCAGUUGAAGUCUUUAGAGUCUCUAGACCUGUCAAAUAACCAUCUUUCUGGGGCGAUUCCUUCAACCUUUUCGGAAUUGAGCUUUCUGGGUACUUUGAACUUGGCAAAUAACAACUUGUCGGGGAGAAUACCGACAGGAACUCAACUACAAGGCUUCAACGCUUCGGUGUUUGUAGGAAAUCCGAGGCUUUGUGGGGAUCCACUUCCAAAGUGCAUAGGAGACAAAACAGUUAGCAAACAGAAUGAAGAGAAUCAAGAUUCAGAUAAUGACAGUGGAUUAGUAUCUUUGGGAUUUCUGAUCAGUGUUGUGCUCGGAUUCAUCACCGGAUUUUGGGGCGUUUGUGGCAUCCUUGUGCUCAACAGAUCAUGGAGAUGUGCUUUUUUUGGCUUCUGGAGUCAUUUGUACGAUAAGAUCUAUGUACUCGUCGCUCUGUUGAUGGUAGCAAUUCGAAGAUGA
Messenger RNA from Amaranthus tricolor (Joseph's coat), 3021 nucleotides. Its product is annotated as receptor-like protein EIX2. The record is from RefSeq and is a predicted model, not a curated record. Gene Ontology annotation, molecular function: protein binding. The transcript has a single exon. Bases 1 to 3021 code for a protein of 1006 amino acids. NCBI's taxonomy places the organism in Eukaryota, Viridiplantae, Streptophyta, Magnoliopsida, Caryophyllales, Amaranthaceae.